This is a messenger RNA of Adineta steineri, 4713 nucleotides long. The record is from the annotation of a GenBank genome assembly. NCBI's taxonomy places the organism in Eukaryota, Metazoa, Rotifera, Eurotatoria, Adinetida, Adinetidae.
AUGUUUCCUAUAAAAUAUCUAUUCUAUUUUAUUCUUUUACAUUUGAUUAUUGGUCAUCCUCAAAUCAAUCUUCAUCAUACAGGUUGGGUACGUGAAAAUGAAAAUAAUGAUGUAUUACAACAUGAUUGUUUACGUCUUGAUAUCUUAAAUAAAGAAGAAAAUGCUAGUCGUGAAAUAAUAUCCUAUUGUAUGAGUGAAUUACCAUCGAAAUUUCAAGUCGAAGAAAAUGAUUUAUUUCCAAAAUUUACAUUUAGUGAACUUUCAUAUCAAAAUAUAACAAGUCAACAAUUAUAUCUUUGGUCAGCAUCAAUAGAUACUAUUGAAGAUUAUCAAUCCUAUUUGAAUGAAUUAUCAAUUUUUAAUAAAUCAGCUUUAUCAAAAGAAGUUUUUUAUAAUUGUACCUUACCAAGAUUUGGUUCGAUGUGUCAAUAUGAAAUUGAUUAUAAGCAUUCAGAGCAUUCAUCGUUAAAUGAUAUCAUUACUGAUUUUUAUCGUACUCAUGAAUAUAAACCAAUUAAUUAUACUUGUUAUACUCAUUUACAAUGCAAUCGCGGUCAUUCGCCAACAUGUUUAGAUUGGACUGAGAUUUGUAACGGAGAAAUUGAUUGUCUUGAUGGUGGAAUUGAUGAAGAAUAUUGUUGGCAACUUGAAAUAAAUGAAUGUAAUGAUAAUGAAUAUCGUUGUACUAAUGGACAAUGUGUGCCAAAAGCGUUUUUUCAAGAUGAUAAGUAUUUUCCUGAUUGUCUUGAUGGUUCAGAUGAAUCUUAUAGACAAUCUAAUGAAGUCAAUGGAUGUUCUAAAAAUAAACCAUCGUUUAAAUGUGAAGAUGUAACAUGUGAAGAUCCACGUUGUGGAAGUAAGAAAUGUAUGGGCUCUUGUUGGUACUAUCGUCAAGAAAUAAUAUUUAAAAGCAUGUUCUCUGUAAAAGAUAAUUCCACAUCUGAUCAAUGUUGGUCUGCAUUCGUAUGUAGUGGUAUUAAUUUACAGCAGUCAUCUCUAUCCAACUGUGUUACUUCUUGCGCAAACAAUGACUGUUAUAAAGUUAUUGAAAAUGAAUGUCCAGAUAAGUUCUAUAUGCCAACUAUUCCAGUUUUAUUUGGUGAUAUUUAUUUUGCUUAUGAAAAAUGUAAACCAUGCACGAACUUUAAUAAAGCAUUUAAGUAUCCUUAUAUAUGCUAUAAUAAUUCUCGUUAUGAUAGUUAUUUUAAUGAAACUUCAAAGAUGGAAAAUAAAUAUACAACAUUCUCAUUCAAUAAUCGAAUGUGUCAUCGUCGGCUGCCGGUUUUAGACUUACCUACCAUAGGUGGUAGGCCCGAUAUGAUAACCGAAUUAUCUCUUUUGCAUGAGUUACAUCCGGAACUUUGGCAAUACCAAGAAAUUUAUAAUUAUAAUCUUACGAUUUGUAAUAGAUCAAAUAUGUAUCAAUGUUCUAAUUCAUUUAAAUGUAUUUCUAUAUAUCGUCUUAUGAAUGGUAUAAAUGAUUGUCCUAAUGGUGAUGAUGAAAAUAUAACUUCAGUUAAUUAUACUAUUCCAACAGAAGAAUCUAUAGAUACAGGUAUAGUGGGUAUUCCAGAAGACAAAAGGAAACUUCUAUAUGCAAGAAAACAUAUUUCAUUUCAAACAAUUUGUGAUGGAUUUACUGAAUUAGCACCUAUUACAAUAGAUGGACAAGAUGAAACAGAUGAAACCGAAUGUGAACAUUGGUCAUGUAAUAAUGUUUAUACUCAUUGUAACGGUUUAUGGAAUUGUCUUAAUGGUGAAGAUGAAAUUGAUUGUGGUUUAUCGUCAUCAUUAAAUUGUUCUUCAGAUGAACAUCAGUGUGUUUCACUUAAUACAAGUCAAUUUAUGUGUUUACCAAUUACUAAAGCAAAUGAUGGUAGAGUUGAUUGUAUUGGAGCUACCGAUGAACCAAAAUUAUGUCGCAAAGAAUAUCAAAUAAUGAAUAUGGAUAACUUUCAUUGCAUACACCAAAAACCAAAACGAUGUAUCGAUAAUUUGGGCCUAUGUAACGGUAUAUAUGAUUGUGAUCAUGGAGAUGAUGAACAAUUUUGUACAACAGAUAAAUCUCCAGUUCAUUCUAUUUGUCUAGAGUCGGAACGUCCGAAUGCUUCGAAUGUCGAAGGUUAUUUAUGUGAUCAAGUACGACUAUAUCAAAAAGAACGAAUUGUAAGUUUUACUCUCAAUAGAAUGAAGAAAUCACUAAAAGAUCAAACAAAACAACAUAUAAAACACGAAGUACGUUUAAAUCCACCUAUAACUGUAACAUCUAUUCAACAACAACUUCAUUGUCAUCGUGGUAUUGAUGUGCGUAUGUGGUUAAAUGAUAAAACUAAUCGAACAAGAAAAAUAUGUUUUUGCCCACCAAGUUAUUAUGGUGAUCAAUGUCAAUAUCAAAAUCAACGAGUAAGUUUAUCAAUUAAAUUAAUAACAUCAUAUAAUUCAUGGAAAAUGCUAUUUGCAAUUGUUAUUUUAUUAAUUGAUGAUGAUAAUAAUAAACAAAUAAUUCAUUCUUCUGAACAAUUUACUUAUUUAUCAAUACGAGAUUGUCACAUAAAAAAACGUCAUAUUAAUUUAAUUUAUUCAAAUCAACCAAAAGAUCAAACAAAAAAUUAUGGAAUACAGAUUCAUAUUUAUGAAAAAAAAUUAUUAAACUAUCGAGGAAGUUUUUAUUUUCCAAUUAAAUUUUCAUUUUUACCUGUUCAUCGUUUAUCAUUAAUCGUUGGUAUUCCAGAUGAUAAUAUUAAUUUUGAAAGUUGCUCAGAUUAUCCAUGUAUCAAUGGUAAAUGUAUUAAAUAUCGAAAUAAUGAACAAAAAAUAUUUUGUCAAUGUAAUAAAGGGUGGUCUGGCCGUUAUUGUACAAUUGAACAUUCUUCAUUAUGUUCAUCUCGUUCAGUAUAUAUCGGUGUUUCUCCUAGUAAUCAAUCAAUAUGUAUUUGUCCUAUGAAUACAUUUGGUUAUCGAUGUCUUCUUAAUAAUAUGAUUUGCCAAAAUAAUGAAAAUUUAACAUGUCAAAAUGGUGGUGAAUGUAUUCCUACAGAUGAAUAUAUGAUAUCGAAGGAACAAUUUACAUGUAUUUGUCGAAAAGGUUAUUUUGGAGAACGAUGUGAAUUAAAUGAUAAUAAAAUAAUUUUAUCAUUUGAGAAAUCUAUUAAUGUAUCCCAAUCAAUAUUUAUUCAUUUUAUUGAAGUUAUGAAUAAUGAUAAACCAUUGAGAUUGACUACAUCUCAAACAAUUCCUAUUAAACAAAAGUUUGUUACAAUUCUUUGGUCAAAACCAUUUCAUAUUGUUUUUGUUGAACUUCUUGAAAAGAAAUAUUAUUUAAUUUUAGUUCAAAAUAUUUAUAUUCGAUCAAAAACAAUUAACCAAUUGAUAAAGCCAUCAGAUCGUUGUAAACAUAUAAAUGAAAUAUUUAAUGAUAGUAUUGCUAAAUCAAAUAUUAUUCGUCGGAUAAAAUAUUAUCAUUUACCAUGUCAAAUGUCUUCAUUAAAUCUUUCUUGUUUUUAUGAUGAUAUUCAUCUUUGUUUAUGUUAUAAUCAUUAUAAACAACGUCUUGCUAAUUGUUUUGAAUUUGAUCAUAAUAUGACAUUCAAUUGUUUUGGUCGAAGUCUUUGUCAAAAUGGAGGUGAUUGCUUUCAAGAUGCACUUGAUUGUCCGACAAGAUCAAUAUGUGUUUGUCCUUCAUGUUAUUUUGGAACACAAUGUCAGUUUAGUACAAGUGGAUUUGGUUUAUCACUUGAUGCUAUUUUAGGUUAUCAUAUUGUACCAAAUGCUAAUAUUAAAUAUCAACCAGUUAUUGUAAUAUUAAGUUUAAUAUUGAGUAUUCUAUUUAUUAUUGCUGGUUUUAUCAAUGGUAUUCUUGCUAUGAUAACAUUUAAAAAUAAAGUUGUACAUGAUGUUGGUUGCGGUUUAUAUUUAUUAGGUUCUUCAAUAACAACUUUACUUAUAAUGAUUUUAUUUGGAUUAAAAUGUUGGAUACUUAUUUUUUCACAAAUGGGAAGGAUAUCAAAUCGAACAUUCUUACGUAUUCAAUGUAUUACUCUUGAUUUUCUUCUACAAUCAUGUCUUAAUAUGGACCAAUGGUUAAAUGCUUGUGUAGCCGGUGAACGAGCAUAUACAAUAAUAAAAGGUACUCGUUUUCAAAAGAAAAAAAGUAAAACAGCAGCUAAAAUAAUAAUUCUUAUUCUUAUUAUUGUUAUCAUAAGUACAUCGAUUUAUGAUCCGUUUUAUCGACGUUUAAUAGAUGAAGAAAAUGAUGAUGAAAUAAGAAUAUGGUGUAUUAUUACUUAUUCAUCUAGUUUAAAAACAUUUCAGUCUGCAAUACACGGUUUUCAUUUUAUUGCUCCAUUCGUAAUAAAUUUAGUAUCAUCUAUUGUUUUAAUAACAAGAAAAUCUCGUCAACAAUCAAAUUUACGUACUGAUCGAACUUACUAUCAACUUUUACGACAACAAUUACGUGAACAUAAAAAUUUAUUAAUUGCUCCAGUUAUAUUAGUCAUUCUUGCAUUACCACGUUUAAUAAUAUCUUAUGUAUCGAACUGUAUGAAAUCAGCGAGUAAUCCAUGGAUAUAUCUUAUUCUAUAUUUUAUUUCAUUUAUUCCACCGAUGCUUACUUUUAUUAUAUAUGUAUUACCAUCGAAAUUUUAUAAACAAGAAUUUAAUAAGACUAUUGAACGAUAUCGAAUUAACAUACGAAGACGUUUACAGGUUGUUUGA